Molecule: messenger RNA, 1038 nt
Organism: Angiostrongylus costaricensis
Lineage: Eukaryota; Metazoa; Nematoda; Chromadorea; Rhabditida; Metastrongylidae
Source: the annotation of a GenBank genome assembly
AUGCGGACCACCUUAGUCGCCACCGCAAUGACCACUGUGAUGUGGCGGCUUCCACUAAAGACGAUGAGCGUCAUAAUGUUCGUCGUUUUUACAUAUGGCAUGACGAUGAAAAAGGGAGCAAUUCAGUUGCGCGGCCCUUGUUUGAGUGCUAUUCGAACGGAAAAAACGUCUAAAGUCUUAAGAAAGCUGAAAGAAGUGAACGAAAGCUCGGAUUCGAGUUCCGAUUGUCGAGGUCCGAGAUCAGAACAUUUAGCUUGGCUGAAGGCUUGUCGUAAAGGUGACCUAACUGGUUGUAAGAAGCUGUUGGAUCUUCAUCCUAAUCUUGUGUAUUACGUGCCACCACUACAUCUGAACUUCUCUGGUGUACACAUCGCGACGUUAGGAAAACAUUAUGAUCUCCUGAGAUUACUGAAGAACGAAGGUGCAAAUUUCGAUGCUACAACACGGUCUGGAUAUACACCACUUCAUUUGGCUGCACAAAAUCAAGAUCGAGAAAUGGUCCGAGUUCUCAUAGAGGAAUAUGGCGUUGACACAACGAUUCAUGAUCUUCUUGGGUAUACGUAUGAAUACUAUGCUGAUUGGCUCUGCUAUCCAGAAUACGAUGACAUGCCUCAUCCAUUGAUCUAUUUCGAGCAGGCCUUACAAUCCAGUCUAAAGACUGAGUGGCAACAACCCCUUCAUUCCAAUAAUGGACGAAUAUCUGAAAUGCAGUGUUUAUGUUUUCCGGCCAAAGUCGCUUACAAUUGUGGAACACGACUAGUAUCGCUCAAUGUUGUCGCGCUGUGGAUGCGCUGCCAAAUGUGGGUGCGACCAUAUGUGGACGCAGGCGUCGGUGAAUUAGCAUGUGCCCUUGCAUUGUUUAUAGUUGAUGGUGUUAACGAAAACAUUACAAGUAAAGGCUACCGUAGUCCUCUAGGGACCACGAUAAUUGUCUGCACUUGCGUGCAGGUGGUAUGUGUUUCGGUGCAAGCGCUGACCCGUGAAAUCGCGAAAGAAGCCGCUGUACGAGCGGUGACAUGCGUACUACAGAUAGCAUAG